Messenger RNA from Vicia faba (fava bean), 651 nucleotides. The record is from the annotation of a GenBank genome assembly. NCBI's taxonomy places the organism in Eukaryota, Viridiplantae, Streptophyta, Magnoliopsida, Fabales, Fabaceae.
AUGCCUUCUACAGAUAAUAAAAAUAAUAAAGCAAAGAAUGCAGAUAGGGUUACGAAGUGUGGUUGUUUAAAUUCACACGAACCAAGGAUUUCUUUAUCUCUCAAAUGGCACCAUCGCCAAGAUGACCUUUCCGAUCUACUUAGUCCAUCAUCUGAUCGAAGCAUUCUCCUCUUGGCGUUUUUGUCUCGUUACACAACAACUUCAUCGAUCCAACUCUCGCACAUUCUUGAUUGCUUCAACUCAUCAUCGAUUGAAUCACUAUUUAGAGUGAUCCUUCCUCUCCUUCGUUUCAACAUUACAAAGUAUCUUCUUCAUCUCAGCGACGUUCUUUUUCAUUUGAAACUAGUAUCGCCGCCGUUCGCUUUAGUGGAGAGUUCCCCUUUGUCAGCUUGCUUCAAUUGCGGUUCCGCCAUGGUCUCAGCUUUGAGUUUAACUUCAACCUUUAAUUUGUCAAUGAUGAGAAACACUUCUGUUAGGAAGAAGUCUGUGAUUCUGUUAUCUGCUUUUCGCUGGAAGUUUCUGUUAGAUGCCGUUAGGAGGGGUUUAGAAGAUUUUGAAUUGGCAUUCAGGGAAUUAGCGAAAAUUCUGUUAUCACUCUUUCCUGAUGUAUCAGUUACAGUAGCUGGGGGAAUUCAAUUAGGAAAUGGUUAG